ACCUGUUACACCUGUAUUACAGCGCUGUAGGAUACUAAAGGUGCGACUCCAGCUCCGCCGGUGCACCUGUUGCUUUAUUGUGCCAUGACCGAGGAGCUCACAACGUGCGACUUAACAUGCCCAUCUUCACCGACUGCCUCGGAGAAGACUUCAAUCGGCCCGAACACGAAGGAGAUGGAUUUUGAGCAGCCUAUUUUCUCGGUGUUGAGCGGCGGUGUGAAGCGGCACCAGGCGGAGGACAGCGCGGUGGCGACCUCACCGGCUAGGACCACUGCCGACUCCGAGUCCGGGAUCUUCUCUGGUGAAUACGAGGUGUGCGUGGAGCAUGACGCCGAGCUGGACUGGUUCUGUGGCACCGAGUCGAAACUCAUCUGCUCCCACUGCGCCAUCGUGGGCCCCUGCCGCCGACACACCGUGACCCCUCUGGCCACCAGAGUAACCGCAGUCAGAAACCAACUAGUGGAUGUUUGUGAGAAAAUGCAGCUGCAGGCAAUGAGGGUUGAGAAGUUCAUCAACCAGACGCUGACAGCCAAAGAGCAAAAGCUUCAGGUCGCGGCGAGCAGUGCGAGGGAGCAGGUCUUGGCUCAGGUCAACGCAGCGCGUGACGCCCUGGAGGAGGAGGAGCAGCGUCUCUUGGAGAAGGUGCAGCGAGAGGAGGAGCGAGUGGAGCAGUGCCUCCUCACCCAGAAGGCCCACUGGAGCAAGGCUUUGGCGAGUCUGACGCAAACGCGCUCCAGCCUGGUUCACACGCUGACACACACUCCAGACGCACAGCUGGUGACUAGUGUCCAGGAGAUAUCUGACAGGGUGGAGGAGGCCGACGGGGUCGGGGAGCCAUGUGACACAAACCAGCUCAGCCUGAAAGCAGACUGCAGUGACAGCAAGCUGCUGAGAGGUCUGUGGGCCACUGCAGUGCUGCUGGGGCCAAACGCUUAUGGAUCAUCUUUGUUACGGUUCGAUGAGCGCACCCUGAGCCCUCUCCUGUCCCUCUCAGAAGACUUAUACACUUUGACCUUCUUUUACAAAAAAGCUCGCCAAUCGCUGCCCUACGACCCAGCACGCUUUGACUGUUGGCCCAAUGCACUGGGUUCACUGGCCAUGUCCUCUGGCAGCCACAGCUGGGUGGUGGAUGUGGGCCAGAGUGGUGCCUUUAAGGUCGGGGUCUGCUACACCUCUAUGGAGCGCAAAGGCUCUGGAAACGAGGCCCGACUGGGCCAUAACGCUCAGUCUUGGGUGCUGUCUCACUACGACGGGGACUACUCCUUCUGCCACGCUGGGAAGAAGGUGCCCCUGCAGGUGGUGAGGAAACCCCAGAGGAUCGGCCUGCUGCUGGACUGGCCGAGCCAGACGCUGUUGUUUUAUGAGGCGGACUCCAGCAACGUGCUGCACUCUGUCACACAUGACUUCAGCGCCGCGCUGCUGCCGGCGUUUGCCGUGACGGACCGCAGCAUCACCAUACUGCAUUGACACAAAGCCAAAAACACGGAAUGACCACAAACGUGAAGAAAUGCCUUUGUCUAAUGUGAAUAUGAUCAGCAGCUAAAGAUCCUCCAUCGGACGAUGCAGUUUAGAAAGGCAUACAUUUCUAUUUAUUUUAUUAGCUUUUAUAAAUGUUUGAAAGAUUCAAUAGAGUUUGAUUUAGAGAUGAUCAGAUAAUUUAACUUUUUCUGUUGAUCAUAAUAUACAGUAGUGCUGUAACAGCAUUUCGUUUGACUGACAGUGCUAGUUUUUUAAAUCUUUGUAAUAGCAUCGGUUUGAUUUGUGCAAUCAAGCUUCUCCAAGUCGCUUUCUAGAAAAUAUUAAUAACACUGGUUGAUCCAGGCCUGUUUUGAAUGUUGUGUGACAAAGAAAUCACUCCAGAAAUACUUGAGAUCAUGUUGUAUAAAUAAAUGUUAUAUGUUCAGUGAACCAA
Pseudoliparis swirei is the source of this 1912-nucleotide messenger RNA. RefSeq names its product B-box and SPRY domain containing (gene bspry). Lineage: Eukaryota; Metazoa; Chordata; Actinopteri; Perciformes; Liparidae. The transcript is spliced from 6 exons. Gene Ontology annotation, molecular function: zinc ion binding; protein binding. The record is from RefSeq and is a predicted model, not a curated record. The coding region runs from base 85 to 1467 and encodes 460 amino acids.